CAGACCACUACAGGACUUUCAAAGAGUUUUCUUGAGUUACGCGGAGUUCUGCAGUAUUGUUACGAACAUUUUUGUAAAAAGUCGAACAUCUUCGCUACAGUGUCAUUCAAGAGGGUUAACAGUAACAUUUCUACUAAGGGGGGUCAGCAUGAUGAUGUACACAUUUUGUGCUCUCGUAAUCUUCUUCAUGGCAGUUCAUGGAGGGGCUGCCAUAAAGUGCUGGCACUGUAAUUCGAUAUACGACCCGUACUGUAAUGAUCCUUUCGACAAUUCGACCUUGGCAUUGAUAGACUGCAACAAGAUAUUCUUGCCUCAUCUCCCUAACACAACAGCAUCAUUGUGCAGGAAAGUUAUUCAGAAAGUGAACAACGAUUAUCGAUACAUUCGAGACUGCGGCUGGUUGACAGAUGAAUAUCGUAUGAUGGAUUGCACCGAAAGAGCAGGAAUUAAUCAAAAUCUCAUCCAGUACUGUAACUGUAAUACAAAUGGCUGUAACAAAGCUUCUUUUAUCCAGCUCAGUGUUAUAGCUCUGGGCGCCUCUGUUAUUGCUUCCAUAACUCGUUACAUAAUUCCCUAGUAAAUAUUUUCAGGUCUUUAUACUGUAUCCGGUGAGUUCCAUUGUUUGACACAUAAUGGUCGAAAGAAAAUGAAAGGUCAAAAGAUUUGGAAAAUAUUAAAAGCUAGAUUAAUAUCA
Messenger RNA from Limulus polyphemus (Atlantic horseshoe crab), 694 nucleotides. RefSeq lists its product as uncharacterized. Gene Ontology annotation, biological process: regulation of synaptic transmission, cholinergic; sleep; positive regulation of voltage-gated potassium channel activity. The transcript has 3 exons. Lineage: Eukaryota; Metazoa; Arthropoda; Merostomata; Xiphosura; Limulidae. The record is from RefSeq and is a predicted model, not a curated record. Bases 149 to 577 code for a protein of 142 amino acids.